AUGGAAGACUGGUUGGACAUUUUAAACAUCGGUUUACUCCAAGCUGCCGUUCAUGAUCGGAUCACGGGACUUCAGCAGCAAGUGAGGGACGCACAGCAGGAGUCUGGCGACCUUCAGGAACAACUGAGAGCCUCCGAAGAAAACCGGGAACUUGUCUCGCGCCAGUUGGCUGAAUCGCAGGUGGCAUACUCAGAACUGCAGAAAGGUGUGGAAGCAGCAGAAAAUGAGAACGUACAACUGAAGAGGUCGAUUGAGGAACUGAAGUCUCUUUACGAGGAAAAACUGGCGGAUUCAAGGACUGCCAGGAUGACCGUGGAAGGCCGAUGGAGACAGGAGGCAGCCUGCAGGGCGGAAUUGGAGAAGGUGCUACUUGCCAAGGAGGCCUCCUUCCAGGCAAAACUUGACGCUGCCGAAAACAAGUCAGCACAGGCUGAAAAGAAAGUGAAGAGCCUGGAAUCUCAAAUAGCCAGCCUAAAACGUAAUUGUGAGAACCUACGUCAACAGGCAAAAGAGUCAAAACGGGAGCUUGAAGCCCUUAAUACCAAAAAACAGAAUCUGGAAUCAUACCUCGAGAAAGCUCAAUCGGAAAAACGUCUGGCUCAGCAGAAGUUGAGUGUUUUUGCGUUAGAACACGCAGCCCUCAAGGCCGUUGCCAUGACGUCGACAGGGACCGCUUCUGCUAACGGCGCCAACGUUGACGAGGAUUGUUGCGAUCCCCAUGCACGCUCCUGGGCUGACGGUCGGACACGCAAUCCCAAAAUGCGACCGUCGCCAGUGAAGCUAUGUCAACCGGGUAGUGACGCCAGUCGCCCACCAGUUACCUCGGAUCCGCUACCGCCAAGUGGGUUUAGUUGA
Molecule: messenger RNA, 855 nt
Organism: Dibothriocephalus latus
Lineage: Eukaryota; Metazoa; Platyhelminthes; Cestoda; Diphyllobothriidea; Diphyllobothriidae
Source: the annotation of a GenBank genome assembly